GUCGCUCCUAUGGAUUGGUGAAUGGAAAUCGCGGCCCUACCACCAUUCUAGACGUAAGGCAACACGGUUCGUUUACUGGAAGAAGUCACAUCUCAUCAUUGUCGGGUUCGUAUCUAUGCAUGCAGUCACGUCCAUAUGUGCUGCGCCGCUGGAGAAUAGGCAGGCACAAUGUAACCAUUCCGGGUCUAGACUUGGCCAAUUGUGAGGAGGAUCGUAUAGACGACACUCAGCUGAAGCUCAGAUUCAUACAUAUAUCUCAUGAUCUUGGCACCAUGCCUUCAAAAUGUUAAUUCCCGUAGUAGGUGACAAGAUAUCUGUGUUCGUAUUACCUAGUAACUAUUCAUAGCCAUACCGAAGGUACCUAGCAUUUAUCUGGUCGAUAAAUUUGUAUCCGAGCAAAAGAAAAUGACUCGGCCGAAGAAACUCAUCCUCACGGCCCUCCUCACGGUGCCCGUCCCCGCCGCGUUCGCGAUCCCGGACCCGAUCAUCUGCGAGGACACGCUCGACGGCUCGUCGCCAUUCAACGUGAACGACGUGCCAUGCCUGCUGGGAUGCGGGGCUCCCAUCGCCGUCGCCACGGGUAGCCUGCUCCCCGGCUCCGUCAACGAGACGGCGAUCCCGUACUGCCAGCUCGACUGCGUGCACACCGCGGCGACACCGGAGCAGAGCAGCGCCGCGCCUGGGUGCUAUAGCGCGUGCCACGUGAUGAACCAGGCUACGCCGGAGAAUGUGGGCUGGUGCAUGUUCUGGUGCGUCGAGGGGUACAGCGAGUUGGUGACUCGCACGGCGUGCGUGCCGAGCUUGGAGUACGGGAGCGUGGUUACGACGACGAUUGAUGGGAUGACGGUUACGGAGAGGCCUUUCACCGAGCCGUCUGAGUGGUCUAGUUGGUAUUUGACGCAAACCGUGUUGUCGAGGUCGGGGGUUGAUGGUCAGGCUGUUACGGCGACUCCGGGGCCCUCGGUCACGGCUACGCCGUCGUCUACCGUGGCUUCGAAGACAUCAGCUACGCUAUCUCCUUCGACAAGCGGUGAGGUCCCGCAGGAGACGUCGACAUUGGGGUCGGUUGUUGAUGUGGAAUCUGCAGUGGACUCAGCGUCGGGAGGGCAGAGCGUUGUAUCGACUACUACAACUGGAGCGGGUUGUAUGACGAUGGUGAGUUUGCUGCCGAUGCUAGGCGUUGUAGGUGUCAUGGUAUUGCUGUCAUAGAUAGGACAGUGGUUAUAUAGGUUCCGGGACAUCCGAUAGUAAAGCUUCUAAGCUAGAUAGCAUUAGAAGCUAUGGAUCAUCAUUAGGUAGUUAUCUGAUACUCGGCCUCUCAUGGGCGUCAUAUUGUAGGGAUUAUCUAUAGUAUCUAGUUAGCAGAAGUCAAGCUCCACGCAAUUCUCAUAUAUGGGCUUCGCAAUGAAACGUGUGAUUCCAUGGCCAACAACGGCAAUACUAACUUGAAAGC
Molecule: messenger RNA, 1453 nt
Organism: Annulohypoxylon truncatum
Lineage: Eukaryota; Fungi; Ascomycota; Sordariomycetes; Xylariales; Hypoxylaceae
Exons: 2
Coding region: 406-1209 (267 amino acids)
Source: RefSeq, a predicted model, not a curated record